Messenger RNA from Centruroides sculpturatus (bark scorpion), 1212 nucleotides. Its product is annotated as hydroxysteroid dehydrogenase-like protein 1. Bases 13 to 993 code for a protein of 326 amino acids. Gene Ontology annotation, molecular function: oxidoreductase activity. Lineage: Eukaryota; Metazoa; Arthropoda; Arachnida; Scorpiones; Buthidae. The transcript has a single exon. The record is from RefSeq and is a predicted model, not a curated record.
UAUCGGGACGAAAUGACCGAAAGAGAACAGCUACGUUGCGAAUUGCGGCAUUAUCUUUCCGCCUACGAAUAUUUGUUGGUCAAUAUUGGUAUUUUGGUAACGCUGUACGUGACGUACAUCUUCUGUAAAUUAAUAUUUCUGCAUUUUCUUCCACGAUCCGUCCCUAGCAUUCGAAGGAAAUACGGAGAGUGGGCCUUAAUCACCGGCGGAAAUUCUGGUAUAGGACGCAGUUACGCCUUUCUCUUGGCAGAAAAAGGCACCGACGUCAUCAUUACGGGCAGAGACGGGGAAUCUCUUCGUAAGACGGCGGAAGAAAUCGAAAGUAAGUACGGAGUCCGUUGUCGCUACGUUUCUGCUAAUUUUACAGAAGAAGGCGAAUUUCGUAAAGUGGCUUUCGAACUGAAAGAUAAAGACGUGGGAAUUUUAGUACAUAAUGCCGGAACUCUAGGCAAUUUACCCCGUUUAUUUUUAGAAGAAACGGAAGAAAACGUGCUUACAAUGAUCAAUAUAUACUUAACGAUGGCCGUGCGUGCGACGUAUCUGGUAUUGCCUUCCAUGCUGUCUAAGAGGAAAGGAGCGAUAAUUUUCUUGACGUCGUUUUCUUCCUUAGUUCCCACGCCGGGAAUGAAUACUUAUUCGGCCUGUAAAGGAUUUUGGGAUCAAUUGGCCAGAAGCAUUUCCGUAGAAUAUUCGUCGCUGGGGUUGCAUAUUCAAUCGCUUUCUCCGUUUUACGUAAAGUCCGUAUCGAAGAGCAUUCGUGUGGGAAACAUCGAUGGCGUGAUUCUAACUGCGGACGACUUUGCUAGAAAAGCCAUUGGAACUUUAGGAAUAUCCGACUAUACCUCGGGUUAUUUCUUACACGACAUUUUCAAGUGUGUGCUUCUGCUUUGCGGCGAUUCCGUAUGGAAAUGGUUUAUGCUAAAUCAAGUGACCAAGAAACGAAAGAGAGAUUUGCGGAACUCAAACGAGUGGAAAGAACUUAAAGUCGAGUAGCAUUCUCACGUAAACACGUUUAGCUAAAAGUAUUCGAUGAAAUAUUCUGGUAAUUUGUCGAAAUAGUUCACGCUUACGAAGUUAUUGUUCCAUACAUUUUUAAAAGUGCAUAAAUAUCGUAGCGAUUUAUUUCGGAUUUUUUUCUUUUCGAAUCCACUGCGCAUUUUAGAACUUUGUUUACUUAAAAGUGAAAUAUAUUUUUAUCCUAAUAACGCAUAA